AUGAGAUACUCCACAACAACAACGGCAGCCGCGCUGCUCGGCCUCGCCGCCGUGGCGGCUGCCAUCCCCAGCACCGUCAUCGUGACGGCGUGGACGACGAGCUUCACGACGGCGCAGCCCGGGACCAAGGCCACACCGGCAGCGCUGCCCGCGCCGGGCUCCGGCAGCGGCGACACCAACAACCUGUUCGACGUCAAGGCCGGGGGCCAGGUGGAGGCGUCGGCCGGCGGCGGGCGCGUCGAGGUGCAGGGCGCAGGCAACGUGGAGGGCACCGUCGACGGCAAGACGAUCAACUUUGGCGCCGGCGCACAGUUCGAGGCCGGCUUUGGCAAUUCUGGCACAGGUACUGGUACGCAGCAGCCACCGCCCGUCGUGGCGGCCCCGCCGCCUGUUGUUUCUGUUCCCGUCCCGUCCGUGGCUGCUCCUGUCCCGUCCGUUGCUGCCUCCCCUGCCCCUCCCGUUGUCAUACCCGGCACGGGCACAGGCACAGGCACAGGCAAUGACUUUGACAGGGCGGGCACUGGUACUGGAACAGGCACAGGCACAGGAACGGGGACCGGCACAGACGGUGCCGGCACCGUCACGCCGCCCGGCCCCAUCGGCGGCUUCAACUCGAGCUUCAACAACCUGACCAACAUGUCAGGGCUAACGGCCGGCGCCGAAUCGCUGAUGCUGCUCGACCGCUCGUCCAGGGGCCUGCUGUACGGGCUGACGGGGCUGACGGCCAUGAUGGCGGCGGGCAUGUGGGCGCUGUGA
This is a messenger RNA of Lasiosphaeria miniovina, 756 nucleotides long. RefSeq lists its product as uncharacterized. The record is from RefSeq and is a predicted model, not a curated record. NCBI's taxonomy places the organism in Eukaryota, Fungi, Ascomycota, Sordariomycetes, Sordariales, Lasiosphaeriaceae. The transcript has 2 exons. Bases 1 to 756 code for a protein of 251 amino acids.